ACGAAAAAAAUAGUUGUAGGAAAACGAACACCGGACGAAAUCUUUGGCAACUGUAAGAGGAAAUCCCUGCUAUUUGACCGGAAUCGAAGACACAUCCCAAGAAGAAAGACUGUUUGGUUCAUAAGUAACGGAAGAAGAUGAUGAUCUUUUGAUCUUGGACUUCAUCAUCAAAUUCAACCCCUCGAUACCCCUUCCUUUCCUCUUCAACACUGAGCAUGAACCACUCUCCACAUCUGUCUGAAGGAAGCAAGUCGACAGGAGGUGGUCUACUGUGCAGCCUGGGUAUGGAGUCGGACAGGGGGAUACGUUCUGCCCAAAGUGUUGCCCAUACCCCAAGCCCUAAUGGAGAAACCCCCAGCUCCAGCCCUCCACUGCUGCUUUCACCUGGGCUAGGAGGCCUGGGCCUGGGAGCCUUGGGCAUCAUGGGUGAGACUGCUGGGGCAGAUUGGGAAAGCAGAGAAGAGCUGAGGCUCAGAGAGCUAGAGGAAGCCCGGGCCAGAGCAGCUCAGAUGGAGAAAACCAUGAGGUGGUGGUCAGAUUGCACUGCAAACUGGAGAGAGAAAUGGAGCAAGGUUCGUUCAGAGCGUAACCGUGCACGUGAUGAGGUCCGCCAGUUGAGGCAGAGGCUGGAUGCUCUGACCAAGGAGCUGACCAGUGUUCGACGGGAGCGUCAAGAACUUGCAUCAGAGAAUGAGAUGCUACGACAGGAUGAUGUACAUCUUCGUAGUGAUUUACCAGCUCCUCUUCCAGUCAUAAGUUCUGCUUUGUCCCCUGCACACCACCUCUGUGCUUUUUCUGCCUCUUCCUCUCCAUCCAUUGCACCCUCUUCCCCCACCUCCUCGUCCUCCUCAACGCAAGUCCAUACUGAUUGCAACCUAGACAAAUUAGGUGAGGCGAUAACUGCGUCGCCAGAGCCAGAACCGGUGCGGGACAUGGACAUGAACGCACAAAAAACAGGUCAACAAAAGCAGGACAUGGCCCUUCUUCAGUCUGUGCUGCAUUUACGAACUCCAGUAGGUGAAACUCAAGGGGCCUGGGACAGUCAGAGUGGCAAUGGUGGCCUUAAUCCACCAGGCACACGCUCAUCUUCUGGUCUGAGCCGGCAAGAACGCAACAGGCAACUCUGGGGAGACAUGAGCACCACAGAGGACGACUUAAGCAAACUCCAUGCCUUACAGCUUCGUCUGGACGAGUCCCAGAAAGUCCUGUCGAAGGAGAGAGAAGACAAGCUUGCAUUGAGUAAGAGCAUUGAGAAGCUGGAGACAGAGCUCAGUCAGUGGAAACUUAAAUAUGAGGAGCUCAGCAAGACUAAACAGGAAGUCCUUAAACAGCUGAAUCUGUUGAGGGAAAUGCAUCAAGAUGAACUUGGGCGCAUAUCCGAAGACCUGGAGGAUGAACUGGGAGCUCGUUCCAGUAUGGACAAGAAACUAGCUGAAUUGCGAACUGAGAUGGAGAGGUUGCAGGUGGAGAAUGCAGCCGAAUGGGGUCGCAGAGAGCGUUUGGAGACAGAGAAACUGGCGCUGGAGAGGGACAACAAGAAGCUGAGGGCUCAGACUGAAGACUUGGAAGAACAGAUGGCGAAGAAGCGCCGCCAGGCUGCGUCAGCAAUCGACACAGACCUCAAGGCCAUCCAGAUUGAGUUGUUUGAGAAAAACAAGGAGUUGGCUGAUCUUCGUCACAUUCAUACAAAGCUGAAGAAACAGUUCCAGGAAAAGACAGCAGAGCUAGGCCAUGCCAACAGGAGGGUGGAGGGCCAUGAGGCUGAAGUCAAAAAGCUGCGACUGCGGGUGGAAGAGCUGAAGAAAGAAUUAGGACAGGCUGAAGAUGAGCUGGAUGACUCCCAUAACCAGACAAGGAAACUCCAGAGGUCUUUGGAUGAACAGGUGGAGCAGACAGAGAACCUGCAGGUCCAAUUGGAACACUUACAGUCCAGACUUCGGCGGCAGCAGCUCAGUCCUGGUCUAUUUGGGAAGAUGCGAUCAACUCGGUUCAGCCCUGAUAAUCCAGAUGGUCCAACCAGUGACAUGGAUGAGGAAGAGGAGCAACUGCAGCUCCAGAUCCAUGGAUGACAUGAAUACACACAUGAACAAUGUCAGUGCUAACAGGAAUGUAUAAUAUAGCUUCAAAAAUGCCAUUUAACUAAAUGAGAUUAAUAUUGCUAUUGAGAGAAAAAAGGAGACAUUUAUCUAGAGUGACGAGAAUUAUUACCACUGCAGUACUAGCUCAGUAGGAAGGGGAUCCAGCAUCAGAACUGUACCCAAAAAAUAUGCAAGUGGUUUGCUGUGGUGACCCCUGAUGGGAGGUGCUGAAAGUCACAACAACAGUACUAGCUCAGUACAUCCGGUGCGUUGGAUACUGAUCAGUAUCCAAUGCUGGUUUUUAAUUAAUUGCAGUAGAAAUGCAUUUUGUCUCUUGUUUCUGCAGCAAGUCUAACAUUCCACCUCUUUUAUUUUUAUUUUUUUUGUGGCAUUUUUUUAAUCACUGGACUGGAAACAUCAGGACAUUCAUGGAAUAUCUAGCUCUGAAUAAGAUGACAAACAAAACAUUUCUGAAAGCAGUGAAAAGGUGCCAUUAAUGUGAGAAGUUUACGUAAUUGUUAAAGUAUACAUACUCUUGACACCCAGAUAUUUUCAUUUAUCUUAUAUUACAGGGUUCAUACAAUCAUGAAAAAACUGGAAAGGUUAUGGAAAUAGAGAAUUCAUUUUACAGGUCAUUGAAAAGUUGUUGAAAAAUAACAUUUUCUAUAAAGUUUUAUAAAGGUCAUGGAAAUAUUGCGUGGCUAAUAUUUAGGAUGCUUAAAACAAAAAAUAAUGUAACGGGCAGUAAAAAUUUAAAUUGACACUGAAAUGCAACGUCAUAUAGGUAAUUUUGUGUAGUUUUGAUGCCUGCUCUGCAGGCCACCAACGAAGAAGAACAGUGUCUGUAUGCCGCCAUGCACGUCGAAAGUGUCGAUUCACUUUGUUAAAAUAAAUGACCAGUCGGCUCGGUGCAACACCUCCAAUAAGAUAGGAUUGUGUGAAGGAGGUUGCGUGACUAACUUGGUUAAACACCAUGUUAAUAUACAUCCGUCUUUGACGUGCUCCCUGCGGCUCUGACCUGCAGCUCAGCACUGCUCUUAAAAAGUGAGUAAAACAAUAAAAUACGUCUUAUGCCAACAUUGAGGCAACUAACAAGUUAAACUGGAACUAAAACGACUCAAAUGCUAGUAACAGCUAACAGCAUAUGUAUUUUAUACUAAGCAAGCAUGUGUGCAAAAGACUAUCCAAAACGCUCAAGCACACUGUCUUAAAAGGCAGAUCUUGUAAUUUUUCUCAAAAAGGACUGUUUUUGAGUUUAUACUGUACUUGCUGCUGAUCUGUGUUGCCAAGUUCUGUUUUGUUUACAGCCCCAAUUCCAAUGAAGUUGGGACGUUGUGUUAAACAUGAAUAAAAACAGAAUACAAUGAUUUUCCAAUCAUGUUCAACCUAUAUUUAAUUGAAUACACUACAAAGACAAGAUAUUUAAUGUUCAAACUGAUAAACUUUAUUUUUUUAGCAAAUAAUCAUUAACUUAGAAUUUUAUGGCUGCAACACGUUCCAAAAAAGUUGGGACAGGGUCAUGUUUACCACUGAGUUACAUCAUCUUGUGUUUUAACAACAUUCAAUAAUCGUUUGGGAACUGAGGACACAAAUUUUUGAAGCUUUGUAGGUGGAAUUCUUUCCCAUUCUUGCUUGAUGUACAGCUUCCGCUGUUCAACAGUCCGGGGUCUCCGUUGUCGUAUUUUACGCUGCAUCAUGCGCCACACAUUUUCAAUGGGAGACAGGUCUGCACUGCAGGCAGGCCAGUCUAGUACUCUUUUACUACGAAGCCACGCUGUUGUAACACGUGCAGAAUGUGGUUUGGCAUUGUUUUGGCGAAACAAUGCCAAACCAUGAAAAAGACGUUGCUUGGAUGACAGCAUAUGUUUCUCCAAAACCUGUAUGUACCUUUCAUCAUUAGUGGUGCCUUCACAGAUGUGUAAGUUACCCAUGCCAUUGGCACUAACAUAGCCCCAUACCAUCACAGAUGCUGGCUUUUGAACUUUGCGUCCAUAACAGUCUGGAUGGUUCUUUUCCUCGUUGGCCCGGAGGACACGACAUCCACAAUUUCCAAAAACAAUUUGAAAUGUGGACUCGUCGGACCACAGAACACUUUUCCACUUUUCAUCAGUCCAUCUUAGAUGAGCUCAGGCCCAGAGAAUCCGGCGGCGUUUCUGGGUGUUGUUGAUAAAUGGCUUUUGCUUUGCAUAGUAGAGUUUCAAGUUGCACUUACAGAUGUAGCACCGAACUGUAUUUACUGAGAUUGGUUUACUGAAGUGUUCCUGAGCCCAUGCAGUGAUAUCCUUUACACAUUGAUGCAGUGGCGCCUGAGGGAUCGAAGGCCACGGGCAUUCAAUGUUGGUUUUCGGCCUUGCCGCUUACAUGCAGUGAUUUCUCCUGAUUCUCUGAACCUUUUGAUGAUAUUAUGGACCGUAGAUAAUGAAAUCCCUAAAUUCCUUGCAAUUUUCCGUUGAGGAACAUUGUCCUUAAACUGUUUGACUAUUUUCUCACAGACUUGUUCACAAAGAGUGAACCUCGCCCCAUCUUUGCUUGUGAAUGACUGAGCAAUUCAGAGAAGCUCCUUUUAUAUCCAAUCAUGGCACCCACCUGUUCCCAAUGAGCCUGUUCACGUGUGGGAUGUUCCAAACAGGUGUUUGAUGAGCAUUCCUCAACUUUCUCAGUCUUUUUUGCCACCUGUCCCAGCUAUUUUGGAACGUGUUGCAGCCAUAUAAUUUUAAGUUAAUGAUUAUUUGAAAGUCACUGAUGGUGUAGUGGUACACUCGCCUGACUUUGGUGCAGGCAGCGUGGGUUCAGUUCCCACUCAGUGACGGUGUGAAUGUGAGUGCGAAUGGUUGUCCAUGUCUAUAUGUGCGCUGCGACUCACUGGCGACCAGUUCAGGGUGUAGUCCACCUUUCGCCCGAAGUCAGCUGGGAUAGGCUCCAGCGUCCCGCGACUCUAACCAGGAUAAGCAGUGUUGAAAAUGGACGAAUGCAUGGAUGGAUGAUUAUUUGCUAAAAACAAUAAAGUUGAUCAGUUUGAACAUUAAAUAUCUUGUCUUUGUAGUGUAUUCAAUUAAAUAUAGGUUUAACAUGAUUUGCAAAUCAUUGUAUUCUGUUUUUAUUUAUGUUUAACACAAUGUCCCAAUUUCAUUGGAAUUCGGCUUGUCAUAUCUAUACACCAGGUGAGCCCAUUUGUUGGAGCUCAGUAUUUUGUAAAUACCUGCAGCAUCAGAAACUCAUAUGUAUUCAUGUAAUUUUCAAACAUAUUGCUCUCUUGUGAAAGUGUAACCUUCCUCAUUUGAAAAUAAAAUUCACAUUUAAACUGAAUUUCAGAGCUUUUAUGUUAAAUACGAUACUUUGAGAAAUAUAAUUUACUGUACGUAAGUAAAUUACAUAAGUAAAAAAUUAAAAGAUGUAUGUAAGUAAAAAAAGGUUAGUUUUUAUAUAUACUAUAUUUUUUUAAAAACAGCUGGGUAAUAACACAAAACGUCUGAUUUUUCAGGAUUGUGGGGUGUCCACUAGUCCUGUUUCCCACUGAUGAACAGCAGACUCACAUCUCCACUUAUAGAUGCAUGCAAAUCAGUCGCCUUUCAGCGAAAUUCGUCGUUUUGAACUCAAAAUAGGCCAUUUAUGUGAAUCGUAUAGA
Phycodurus eques (leafy seadragon) is the source of this 5703-nucleotide messenger RNA. It is a transcript of the gene ccdc102a, whose product is annotated as coiled-coil domain containing 102A. Bases 216 to 2069 code for a protein of 617 amino acids. Lineage: Eukaryota; Metazoa; Chordata; Actinopteri; Syngnathiformes; Syngnathidae. The transcript has 10 exons. Gene Ontology annotation, cellular component: myosin complex. The record is from RefSeq and is a predicted model, not a curated record.